Messenger RNA from Dioszegia hungarica, 1035 nucleotides. RefSeq lists its product as uncharacterized. The transcript is spliced from 6 exons. The record is from RefSeq and is a predicted model, not a curated record. Lineage: Eukaryota; Fungi; Basidiomycota; Tremellomycetes; Tremellales; Bulleribasidiaceae. Gene Ontology annotation, molecular function: zinc ion binding; quinone reductase (NADPH) activity. Gene Ontology annotation, biological process: cellular response to oxidative stress. Bases 1 to 1035 code for a protein of 344 amino acids. Gene Ontology annotation, cellular component: cytoplasm.
AUGUGGUCUCAGGUUCAGAUUCCCAAGACCAUGAAGGCGAUCCAGGCGAGUCUCAAGACGGGUGGUUUGGACGUGCUUGAGCUCAACGAGAUCCCCGUGCCAAGUCCGAAAGCAAACGAGGUGUUGAUCAAGGUGCAAUGGACGGGAACCAACUACAUUGACACCUACAUCCGCUCAGGCCUCUACCCUCGCCCUAUGCCAUUCACUCUCGGUGGUGGACUGGUCGGCACGAUCGCGUCUCUCCCUUCUUCCCCUCCUUUAUCUACCGGCUCUCUACCCGCACUCGAGCUCGGCCAGACAGUCCUUUCCAACGCGGCCGGCGCCUUCGCCGAGUAUGCUGUCGCGCCGGCUCAUCAGGUUGCAGCGCUACCGAAGGACGUGGAUCCCAAAGAUGGCGUACACAUGACCAUCCCGGCGUUCACGGCGAUGUACCUCGUCAAGGAGAGCUAUGAGGUGACGAAGGGGGACUGGAUCCUUGUUCGAGCCGCAGCAGGCGGUGUGGGACUCUUGCUCUGUCAACUUGUCAAGCACUACGGCGGCAACGUCAUCGGCACCGUCUCGACCGAAGCCAAAGCCUCUGAAGCCAAAGCAGCCGGCGCCGACCACGUCCUUCUCACCACCUCUUCCUCCUCCGACAACGUCGCCGAGAUCCUCAGGAUCACAGGUGGAAAGGGCGUGCAAGCGGUCUACGACGGCGUCGGCAAAGACACCUGGGAGGAGAACUUUGAAGUCAUUCGCAAGAAGGGGUCUAUCGUGACGUAUGGGAAUGCGAGCGGGGCGGUCCCGGCUUUCGAGCCGCUUAAGCUCAUGGCGAAGUGCGUCAAGGUGUCGAGGCCGACGUUGAAUGUCUUUAUUGAGGAGCCGGAGGACUUUGCGAGGUAUGCGGGGUUGAUUUUUGAUGCGGUCAAAGCCGGGGGUUUGAAGUUCUCGAUUCAUAAAGUUUAUCCCUUCACCGCGGAAGGUGUCGCGCAGAGUCAAACGGAUAUCACGUCGAGGGGGACGACGGGCAAGCUGCUCAUCAAGGUGGCAGAGUAG